Messenger RNA from Anguilla anguilla (European eel), 1359 nucleotides. RefSeq names its product claudin c (gene cldnc). Gene Ontology annotation, molecular function: structural molecule activity. Bases 121 to 777 code for a protein of 218 amino acids. The record is from RefSeq and is a predicted model, not a curated record. NCBI's taxonomy places the organism in Eukaryota, Metazoa, Chordata, Actinopteri, Anguilliformes, Anguillidae. Gene Ontology annotation, biological process: bicellular tight junction assembly; cell adhesion. Gene Ontology annotation, cellular component: plasma membrane; bicellular tight junction. The transcript has a single exon.
GGCAGUUUCUGAAUAGCAGACAGUAUUCAACACAGUCACUGACACGCACGCAUACUAAAAAACGUUCCUUUGUGAUUCUAAGUGUUGAGGAAAGCUGUUGAAGAACCACCAGAGAGGAGAAUGCCUGCCGCCGGCCUGGAGCUACUGGGGGUAACGUUGGCGGUGCUUGGGUGGGUGGUCAGCAUCGUGGCCUGUGCCCUGCCCAUGUGGAGGGUGACGGCUUUCAUCGGGGUCAACAUCGUGACAGCGCAGGUCAUAUGGGAAGGCAUCUGGAUGAGCUGUGUGGUCCAGAGCACGGGGCAGAUGCAGUGCAAGGUGUACGACUCCAUGCUGGCCCUGCCCCAGGACCUGCAGGCCGCCCGCGCUCUGGAGGUCAUCGCUAUAAUCAUGGGGAUCCUGGCCCUGCUGGUCGCCAUCGUGGGGGCCAAGUGCACCAACUGCGUGGAGGACGAGACCACCAAGGCCAAGGUGAUGAUCGCAGCAGGGGUUAGCUUCAUCGUCGCCGCAGUGAUGCAGCUCAUUCCAGUCUGCUGGUCCGCUCACACCAUCAUCAUGGAGUUCUACAACCCCCUGGUCAUCGAUGCGCAGAAGAGGGAGAUCGGUGCCUCCCUGUACCUAGGCUGGGCUGCAGCUGCCCUCCUGCUCAUCGGAGGGAGCAUCCUGUGCUGUAGCUGCCCUCCCCAGACUGAGAUGAAGUACGCGCCCCCGAGCCGGAUGGCCUACUCCGCCAACAGGUCUGUUGCUCCUAGCACUUACGACAGGAAGGACUAUGUCUGAAAUGCAUUUUUUUAACUAGUCAUUUUUUUAUUGUUAAUAUUAUUAUUAUUAUUUGGUUUGGUGUGCUUUUUUUCUGCAAUUCUUAUUAUUACAUUUUCCGGAUAUGGACCUGAAGAAAAUGGAGGGCACCACCUACAUAGGAGAAAAAGCGGAAGUAUAGAGUAAAAAUUCAGAAUCAAGUUUACUCUGCUACACGUUGUCAAAAUAGUCUUUCUCUUCAGUUAUAAUGCCAUGUGGAUAUUUAUUGGAUGCUUAGCUUAAUUUUUCCUAUCUUAGCCAUGAUAUGUAUAAUCAAAAGGCAUUUUUGUUUUCAAAAGUGCAAAAUUACAAAGUAUAUAUGUAAUAUAUAUCAAACUGUGCUGGUUCUGAGAGAUUAUUGUUAUUUUUGUAUCAGGCUGUAUGUAAAUGUUUUAGGGUAGUCGAUACUUUCAUAUAUUUUACUUUGCCAUAUGGAACAUUUCAGAAACCAUUUUCACGGAUAAUGUUGACAACACUUUUUUUUGUUGAUUUGUUAAGCCUGAAUAUUGUAGUAAACUGUGACAGAAAAAGUGUAUAUAUUAAAGCUUUUUUUACUUUCUGUAA